Messenger RNA from Dermatophagoides pteronyssinus (European house dust mite), 1607 nucleotides. RefSeq names its product ess-2 splicing factor homolog (gene Es2). The record is from RefSeq and is a predicted model, not a curated record. Lineage: Eukaryota; Metazoa; Arthropoda; Arachnida; Sarcoptiformes; Pyroglyphidae. Gene Ontology annotation, cellular component: catalytic step 2 spliceosome.
UAUUUUGUCAACAGAUAUUUCAUCAUCAUCAUUUUCGUGAUUUAUUUAAAUUUUGUUUUGUUUUUUUUGAUUUUUGGUUUAAAAUGGAUUCCAAAGCAAUUGUACCGUAUGAAUGUGAUGAUGAUAAAGAUGAUAAUAAAUCCAACGAACAGAUCAAUGAAUUUAAACUACAAAUUAUAUCAAGUUCAUCCGAUUCGGAUAACAAUAAUCAAUUGAAACGAAAAAAACGUAAAAUUUUAGAUGAAGAUGAAUAUAGUCAAAAAAUUGGUUCGAUUAUUGAACGAGAUUUUUUCCCGGAUUUACCUAAAAUGCGACUUGAAUUAGAACUACAAGAUGCUAUAAAAAAUAAUGAUUUUGAACGAAUUUCUCGUUUGGCUAGGAAAAAAAUUGAACAAAAUAAUAAAGGUACGAAUAAUAAUAAUAAUAUGUCAAAUACGCCAGCAAAUUUUUCAACACCUGCAUCAACAUUAAAUGAUGAUGAAAUUCGUUUACAAAAAAUUGAUCCUAGAGAUCAAGAUGAUGAUGAUGAAACCUCCGAUCAAUCGAUUAAUAUUGAAAAUUUAAAUCUGAAUAAAUUUCUAAAUAAAUUUACAUCCGAAGAUAAUGAUACAUUUGAACGAUUACAAGAUAAAGAUAUUGAAAAACAUUUAAAAAGAUUAGAAUUUCUAAAUAGUGAUUCACGAAUGAAUAAUGAAAUGGUUGAACGAUCAAUAGAAUUACCAACAAUUGAACAACAACAAAUAUUGAUGAAUUCAAAUCAAUCAACAAAAGAAUUACAAUCAGCUGGUAGUCGAUUAAUUACAUGGAAACAUUCGAAUAAAAAUUCUGUUAUGUUUGAUCCGGAUGGUGUACCAUUUACUGAAAAUGAAUUAGAAUUGGUAAAAUCUAAACAAAUUAUUCGACAUGAAAAUACUCGUUUUAAUAUGAAUCCAUUUCAAACGGGUAUUGUUUCACAACAAGCAGCUGCAGCAGCCGUAAUAAAUAAUGGUGGAAAAAUUGGUGUCGAUGGAAAAGAAGCUGGUCGACAAGAAACACCAAAUAUUAAUGGUUUUUCAUUUGUACCAAGUACACCUUGUUUAAAACCAGAAAAUCUAAUUGGUGGUAGUUCACCAUUAAUGACAUGGGGUAGUAUUGAUGCUACACCAAUCAAUUUAAAAGGUGAUCAAACACCAUUAUUACAUUCAGGUGGUGGAUCACAUUUUAAAAUUCCUGAUAUAUCGGAAAAAGAACAAAUUGGCCAACAAUUAGCUAAUCGUAUAUUGAUGAAAAAGAAAACAACUACAGAAAAUCAUAUGAAAAGUCCAUUUAUAAAAGGUACAACAAAUCAUGAACGAUUAAAUUCAAUGUCACCAGCUGCAAAAUUAUUAGCAAUAAAAAAAUUGGGUGUUCAUCAAAAUAUUGAUAAUCGUUUACAGGCUAGUUAUUCACCAUUGAUGACAUCAAUAUCGACACCAACACCAACACCAAGACGUUUAAUAACACCAUCACCAUCGAUAUCUAAUAAAUCAUCAUCAACAAUGACGCCUAAAACAAAUUCAAUAAUGAAUAAUGAUAAUCAACAUUUGAAAACAAACAGUAAAAGAUCAAAAGCAUCACAAUUUUUUUGA